Hemibagrus wyckioides is the source of this 1044-nucleotide messenger RNA. RefSeq lists its product as uncharacterized. Bases 179 to 961 code for a protein of 260 amino acids. The transcript is spliced from 7 exons. Gene Ontology annotation, molecular function: microtubule binding; ATP binding; microtubule motor activity. NCBI's taxonomy places the organism in Eukaryota, Metazoa, Chordata, Actinopteri, Siluriformes, Bagridae. The record is from RefSeq and is a predicted model, not a curated record. Gene Ontology annotation, biological process: microtubule-based movement.
AACAGGCAGUAUGCUGCAAUGACCAAACAGGCAAACGAACACCAACUGAAACCUCAUCCUCUCGCUUUAAUAUUUCACAAGUGAUGAGAAUGUAGCGUCUCGCCGAACCGAGCAGCUUUUCCACUUCUUCUCUCGACCCAGACCUGAGGACUAUCUACUUUUUUGCAAACAGUAUAACAUGCAUUUAAACUCCAGAGCUGAGAACAUCCCACUGUCUCUGAACUUCAUGGGGAGGAAGUUACGAAAUCACACAGUGGCCCCAGCUGCUAAGCAACGGGCAUGGGACAGAACUAGUCCAUCCAGGUGUGCUGAUGAGAAUAGAGGAGGUCUGUCCAGAGUGAUGAGAACACAGCCACUGGUGUGUGUGCAAAACGAGUUGCCAGGAAGCAUACAGGAGCUGAGGGAGGAAGUGCAGCGUCAGCCCUGUAAUGUCCAUAACACGCACCUUGACCAGGAGAACAAUGGAGAGAUGAAUAUAGAAAGCUCUCGCUCUCACCUGAUCAUCAGCAUCAUGCUGGAAAGUCGCAACCUGGCAAACGGCAGCAUGACGUAUGGUAAGCUGAACCUUGUUGACCUGGCAGGAAGCGAGAGAGCGGCAAAGACGGGAGCUAAAGAUGACCAGCUGAAGGAGGCAAAUUCUAUUAAUAAAUCUCUGAGCGCUCUGGGUGAUGUGAUCUCAGCUCUGGCUUUGGAGCAAGCUCACGUUCCCUAUCGCAACAACAAGCUGACACAGCUCAUGCAGGACUCACUGGGAGGCAAUGCCAAAACGCUCAUGUUCCUCAACAUCUCUCCAUCUGACUGCAACCUGGACGAGACCCUUACUUCACUUAUAUAUGCCUCACGAGUGAAAGCCAUCACCAACCAUGCACAGAGGAAUAUGGAGAGCAAAGAGAUCACUCAACUCAAAGAGGUGAUUUUGAGACUAAAAUCAGGACAGACUGUGGAAGAGGAAGAUGUAUGAAUGACGUUCACUCAAAUCCGCCACUGUUUCUAUCACAUUUUUGGGGAUUAGUUGUUUGAGCUUGGAGUGAUGUAUUAAAACCC